UGUGCGAGAGAGAAAUUCUGAGUCCUGGAAGAGAGAGAGAAAAUGGGUUGUGAUCUGAAACGUUACAUUGUUUCAUUGCUUCUGCUGAGAGUCUGUGACUACGCAGCUGCUCAUACUUUCCCUGUUGCACUUCCUAAUUGCAAAGACCAUUGCGGAGAUGUUAGUGUUCCUUACCCUUUUGGGAUAGGCAAAUGGUACGAGAUUGUCUGCAUAAACUCAUCAUACCGCUCUUAUCCUUUCCUGCUUAGCAUCGAAAGGGCAGUUAUAUCCUUCUCCCUUGGAGGCUUUUCAGAUGAUUAUUAUUAUGACGAGAAAAACAGGUUUUACAUUCUGAGUCCAUUGAAACACUCAGGUUGCUCCAGUACAGUAGUAGGUGAUUCGCCGUCUUUUAAUCUAACUGGCAGUCCAUUCUUCAUAUCAGACAAGAACAAGUUCACAGCUGUAGGAUGCAACAACAAGGCGUUGAUGAAAGGCACAGGGUUGCAAAUCGUGGGAUGUGAGGCGACAUGUAGAAACGAGACACAGUCUUAUCAAGAUGAUUACGGAGGUUGUCUGGGUUAUAAAUGCUGCCAGACCUCAAUCCCACCUAAUCUUCAACUAUUUAAUGCAACUCUGGAGAAACUGGAACCUAGUAAAGACGGGUGUCAAGUUGCAUACUUGUCACAAUUCAACUUACAAGGGUACAUGUUCACGGCUCCUCAACUACCAGAGUACGGUGCUUACAUGAGGAUGGAGCUCGAAUGGCGUUCUGAUCUUCUCUCGUCUUCUUCAGGUGCUUCAUGCUGGCUGAGUGAAAGUAUAAAUGUAGCUCUACGCGGAGAUCAUUAUAUGUAUCUCUGCUCCUGCGAUAGUGGCUAUGAAGGAAAUCCCUAUAUACCUGGAGGAUGUCAAGAUAUUGAUGAAUGCAGAGGUUCAAAGAAAAAUAUAUGUGGAAAGAACAAGUGUGUCAACGUUCCUGGAUCAUUCAGAUGUAGGAAAACUUGGCCAACCAUAUUAAGUGGACCUCUCAGCUCUGGAUUGCUGCUUUUGGUCAUCGGAAUGUGGUUGCUAUGCAAGGCUAAUAAAAAACGGAGAGUAGCCAAGCAGAAGAGUAAGUUCUUCAAACGAAAUGGAGGUUUGUUGUUACAGCAACAAACUUCUCUCCUUCAAGGGAGUGUCAAUAGAACCAAACUGUUCAGCUCUCGUGACCUGGAGAAGGCAACUGACAAAUUCAACCCUAACAGAAUACUAGGACAAGGAGGCCAAGGUACAGUUUAUAAGGGAAUGUUGGAAGAUGGGAUGAUCGUAGCUGUCAAGAAGUCCAAAGCAUUGGAAGAAGAGAACCUUGAGGAAUUCAUCAAUGAGAUAAUCCUUCUGCAACAGAUUAACCAUCGAAAUGUGGUCAGGAUCUUGGGGUGUUGUCUUGAGACAGAGGUACCUAUUUUAGUGUAUGAGUUCAUUCCCAACAGAAGCCUUUUCGAUCAUCUUCAAAACCCAUCAGAUGAUUUCCCAAUGACAUGGGAAGUCCGUCUCUACAUCGCCUGUGAAGUUGCAGAUGCUCUCUCCUACCUGCAUUCAGCCGCGUCUAUCCCAAUUUAUCACAGAGAUGUCAAGUCAACAAAUAUCUUGUUGGAUGAAAAGCACCGUGCAAAAGUAUCAGAUUUUGGGAUUUCGAGAUCCGUUCCUAUAGAUGAUACUCACUUGACGACGAUGGUGCAAGGAACAGUUGGAUAUGUAGACCCAGAGUACCUCCAGUCAAGCCACUUCACAGGAAAGAGUGAUGUCUAUAGCUUUGGGGUGGUGCUCAUUGAGCUCUUAACAGGAGACAAACCUGUCUCCCUUCUGAGGCCACAAGAAGUCAGGAUGUUGGGUGCGUACUUCCUCGAAGCCAUGAGAAAUGACAGACUUCAUGAGGUUCUCGAUGCUCGCAUCAAGGAGGAAUGUGAUCAAGAGGAGGUCCUUGCAGUAGCCAAACUUGCAAGAAGGUGUUUGAGCUUGAACUCAGAACAUCGCCCUACCAUGAGAAACGUCUUUAUUGAACUGGAUAGGAUGCAAUCCAAGAAAAAAGGCACUCAAAGCCAAGCACAGAAGGGUGAAGAGCGUGCACAGAUACAGAUCGCAAUACCAGAGUCUAUGUCACUCAGUUACUCUUCUCCGGGCAUAGUCAUUGAAAACAGAUCAUUCUCACUGGACUCAAAGCCACUCAUGACUUACUAGACAGAGCGACUGGUAAAAGCAAUACUCUUCACUUUCCAAGACAUAAAAGUUCAAUAAGGAAUGAUACGCAAUCAACCUUCAAGGUCUUAGCACUUGUGUGAAUGUACCCCAUAACGUAUACAAUAGCUAUCAUCUGUAAAAUCAGUUGAAAAUAAGCGAGACUGCACCCAAA
Messenger RNA from Eutrema salsugineum, 2368 nucleotides. RefSeq names its product wall-associated receptor kinase-like 8. NCBI's taxonomy places the organism in Eukaryota, Viridiplantae, Streptophyta, Magnoliopsida, Brassicales, Brassicaceae. The record is from RefSeq and is a predicted model, not a curated record. Gene Ontology annotation, cellular component: plasma membrane. Gene Ontology annotation, molecular function: protein serine/threonine kinase activity; ATP binding; calcium ion binding. Gene Ontology annotation, biological process: cell surface receptor signaling pathway; protein phosphorylation.